GCGCCGGGGGAGGAGGGGACGGAGGAAGGACCCGGCCCGCUGCGCCGGGAGCGCAGGAGGAGGACGGCCGCGUGGGCCUGGGGAAGCUCGCUCGCAGUCUGAGUGAUGUUUAUUCCCGCUUUUACUGUAAUUUACAUGGAUAGAUGACACGGAGGAGCGAGGAGAUGGAACAAGGGCGGGAAGGAGGGAGGAGGAGGAAAACAGAAAAGAAGGAACCGUCGGCCCCCUCCCCACCAGCAUAAAGCAAUCAUAAAGUUCAUGAGUCAUUCAACUCGGCACCGGGCUUAGUAGACCCUCCUAUUGAGUUCCCGCUUCUCCCUAAGCCAGUCCGACCUACCAAACGCCAGGCGGUAACCCGGGCAAGGGCUGGAGACCAGAGUCAUCGCGAUCCAGGGCGACAUCUGAGCGUGUCUCUUCCUCCUGGGAGGCCCAGAUAUUUUCUACCAGUGGCUGCCACUGGAGAAGAUACCUGGCCUCCUCUGGUUGCCCAGAGAGACAGGGGGUGUGACUCCAGAAUAUCCAGGGAAUCAGCACUGGCCAGCAGCAGUCCAUGCCCUGUCCACACCUCUUGAGAUAAAACCCAAGAAUCUGGACUCCUGGGGGAUAGGCUUCCAGACCUCAGAGUGAGAGUGGAGGGGAGUGCUGGGAGCUCAGUAUUGUAGGUAGAGAAUAUAUACAGUUUUAUGCCUGGCAGGAGAGCACCAUGGCACCCUAGCAGAGGAAGUAGGUAUAGUUUUUAGAGGGUCUCUCCCGUGGGAUAUAAUGGGAGGACUUUUGAACUCUGCUCGUUUGUAUAUGGGGUACUCCAAGCCAUUCUCAUGGGGGCGGGGACUCCCAUUUGCUUGGUGAUGGAUUUUGUACCUUUUGUUUGUAUCCUUGGGGUCGCAGCUCUCCUCAGCAGGGUUGAUGUGCAUUCUUCAACCUUCUCUCUUGGUGCAGCUCUAAUCUGCCAGGUUACUUGCUAAAUUUCUGUCCUUUAACUCUCCUUCUGGAUGGGAGCCUCUGUGGAAAGCUGGCUUCAGUCAGCUAUCUUGUCUCUGCACCCUAAUUUUUCUCCCAGAACAUAUUUGACAAAGACUAAAUAUUUUCUAAUGAAUGAAUUGCAUGCAUGUAACACUUAAUUUCCUAAUAAAAAUAAAAUAAAUGUUUCAAUAGUUUCUUUUGUAGGAUCACUAUGGAGAUGAGUUACCACUCUCUGGUGGUGGAAUUAUCUUGCCCAGACUUGGUCAUCAAUGUAGGAGAAGUGACUCUUGGAGACCAAAACAGAAAUGAGCUGCAGGAAACUCAGGGAGACCAAGAGAAGGCAAAAGUUAUACAGGCUGCGUGUGCUCUAUUAAACUCAGGAGGAGGAGUGAUUCGGUUGGAAAUGGCGAAUAAAGAAGAGUAUCCUAUGAAGAUGGGGAAAGAUUUAGUAUGUUCAUUGAGAGAGCUCAUUCAGUCUUCGUAUUUUCCAGAUUUUUUUGAGUUCAAGCAACAUGGUAGAAGUUUCUACAUCUUUGUCAAAUCUUGGAGCAGUGAUGCUCUUGCUGAAGACAGUUCUGUCAAACCCCACAUUUGCAGCCUAAAUUCUUCACUAUACUCUACAUCUUGCUCCUAUGUGCUUCCCAUGGAUUCAAGAGAGGCAUUACAAUUCCUGAAGAAGAAGAAAAAAGAUGCAAAACAUAGUCUGAUUAGUGAAACAGAAACAUCUCCACUUAGUGGUAUUUCCAAAGUUGACCACCAGAACACCUCUGAAUCAAAUCCAGCUUACAAAGUUUUCCAAAUGAAGAGUCUAAAACAUGGUGACAUUCUGCCUUUUUCUCAGUCUCAGUCCAUAGAGUUUGAACAAUUCAACACAACAGACAUUGAAGAACAUAUAAUAAACUUAAUUCCACGAUAUGUCUCUGCAUUUGCAAACACUGGAGGAGGCUAUCUCUUUAUUGGAGUGGAUGCUAAGAGUAGGAAAGUCCUGGGAUGUGCAAAAGGAAACAUUGACCUUAAGUCUUUGGAAAGUGUAAUAGCAGGAGAAAUUUCCAAAUUGCCUCUUGUCCACUUUUGCUCUUCCCAACCAAGGAUGGAGUACAGCACCAGAAUCAUAGAUGUGUUUAAGGGAGAAGAGUUGUAUGGUUAUCUCUGUGUGAUUAAAGUGGAGCCAUUCUGUUGUGUGGUGUUCUCAGAAGAUCCCAAAUCAUGGAUGGUGAAUGACAAGAACAUCUGCAGGCUGACAGCGGAGAAAUGGGUUGGCAUGUUGACAGAUACAGACCCAGAGUUCAUUUUAGAAUUGGCCGAGGCUUUUGAAUCUCAGCUGAGUCUGUCCCACGGACCUCCACUUUGCAGACCAGUGUAUUCUAAGAAAGGUCUGGAACAUAAAGUAGAUCUCCAACAACGCUUGUUUCCAGUGCCAUCAGAUCAUUUGAGAUACACUCCCAAAGACGUCUGGCAGGAGCUGGUCUCAGAGCAUGAAGGACUGGAGGAGUUAAUACACAGGCAAAUGCGUCCUUUCUCCCAGGGAAUUCUGAUCUUCUCCAGAAGCUGGGCUGUCAACCUGAACUUGCAAGAGAAGGAGGGAGUCAUCUGUGAUGCUCUGCUGAUAGCACAGAACAGCCCCCCCAUUCUCUACACCAUUCUCGGGGAGCAGGAGGCAGGGGGGCAGGGCUACUGCACCUUCACAGCCUUUACUUUGAAGCAGAAGCUGGUGAACAUGGGGGGCUACACUGGGAAGCUGUGUGUCAUGGCCAAGGUCCUCCACCUGAGUGCUGAGAGCAACACAGAGAGCUUGGGGGGUGUAGUCUGUCCGAUAGGUUACCCCAGGUCCUAUUCCCUUGUGGACACCCAGCAAGAGGAAGCCUUGCUGCAGGCCCUGGUGAUCGUCCUCCUCAGCUUCAGGUCCCUCCUGAGUGACCAGCUUGGCUGUGAGGUUUUAAAUCUGCUCACAGCCCAACAGUAUGAGCUAUUUUCCAAAAACCUGCGCAAGAACAGAGAAUUGUUUGUCUAUGGCUUCCCUGGCUCAGGGAAGACAAUCAUGGCCAUGAAGAUGAUGGAGAAGAUCAGGAAUGUGUUUCACUGUGAGGCAGAUAAAAUUCUCUAUGUUUGCGAGAACCAGCCUCUGAAGAACUUUAUCAGUGAAAAAAAAAUCUGCAAGGCAGUGACCCGGAAAACUUUCAUGAAAAAUGACUUUAAACAUAUUCAACACAUUGUCAUUGAUGAAGCUCAGCAUUUCCGCAAAGAAGAUGGGGACUGGUAUGAGAAGGCAAAAGCCAUCACUCAGAGGACAAAUGUUUGUCCAGGAAUUCUCUGGAUCUUUCUGGACUACUUCCAGACCAGCCACUUGGAUGUUAGUGGCCUCCCCCCUCUCUCAAAGCAGAAUUCAAAAGAACAGCUCACCAGAGUGGUCCGUAAUGCAGACCCAAUAGCCAACUUCCUACAAGAAGAAAUGCAAGCAAUUAGAAAUAGCCCUCCAGAUAACAUCCCUUCUGAGGGCCUGAACAUGCUUCCUGAAGCUGAAUGGGCUCAGGGUAUUCAGGGAUACUUAAAAAUUGAGUAUGACUUAACUCGUGAGGAAAUAGUGACCUACGUGGCAGACACCUGCAAGGCCCUCCUUGAAAAAGGCUAUUCUGAGAAAGACAUUGCUGUGCUUGUAAGCACCGCCAGAGAAGUGGAGCGUUACAAGCACAAGCUGCUAAGAGCCAUAAGGAAGAAAAGGAUUUUGCAGCUCAGUGAUGCAUGUGACAUAUCUGGUGAUCACAUUGUGUUGGACAGUGUCCGGAGAUUCUCAGGCCUGGAAAGGAACAUAGUAUUUGGUAUCCAUCCGAGUACACCUGAGACAGCUAUCGCACACUGUAUUCUGGCCUGUCUGGCUUCAAGGGCAAAGCAACAUCUGUAUAUUCUGUGGCUUGCUGACCGAUAGGAAGAAUUCCAAACGAAAAUGAGAGGCAAUGUCUGUGGGUGAAAGGCUGCUUGGUGUUGGCAGAAACUGCUUUUUAGUUCACAAGCCUGCUUGAGAUUUGGACGAUGAACUUGAAACUCCUCCUCCUCCCUUGCUUUUUUUUCAAGGAUUCCUCUCUCGGCUCUUUCCAGCAGCUGUGGUUGCCCCAUAUUUUGUCUCCUGAAUCUUCCAGUCAGAAGGAUGGUGGUUUUCUAUAAAAGCUUUUGCCACCAUGUACAAUGCAUGUCUGGGCCCUGCACAUCUGUACCUAAUGGGAAGAGGCCAAGGAGGCUGCUAAACAUCACACAUUGUACAGGAUAGCCCCCACAACAAAGAAUUUUCCAGCUCCAAAUCUUUUUUUCUUUUCUUUUCUUUUUUUUUUUUUGAGACAGAGUCUCAAGCUGUCGCCCUGGGUAGAGUGUGGUGGCAUCACAGCUCACAGCAACCUCAAACUCUUGGGCUUAAGUGAUUCUCUUGCCUCAGUUUCAGCUGGGACUACAGGCACCUGCCACACCGCCUGUCUAUUUUUUUUGGUUGCCGUUGUCAUUGUUGUUUGGCAGGCCUAGGCUGGAUUCGAACCCGCCAGCUCUGAUAUAUGUGGCUGGCACCCUAGUUGCUGAGCUACAGGCGCUGAGCCACCAGCCCCAAAUCUCAAUAAUGCCUAGGUAGACAAGCCCUAAACUACAGGAAGAAUGAGAGUAGCUCUACCCUCCUUAAAUAAGUAUGUUCAGGUCGGAAGAGCAGAACUGGUUAGAGUUUUAAUCUGAUCAAAAUGAGGGAGUGUUUUGCUUACAAUAAUUAAGGCCCAAUGGACUGAGUUUUCCUAUACUGUUAGUGAACUGGUAAAUGGAAUGAAGAUUCCUGGAAGAUUCAGGGUUCCUCAUAGAGACCUGACCCUUUUGAUGUUGAGGUAAUAGAGUUGAAAAGAUUAAGCCAAAAUCUCUAAUUUUUAAAUAUACAAAUUCUUCAAAAACACUCUUGGAGGAGAUAAUCUAAACUCAGUGGUAAUCCCAUAGACAUGAGUCUGUGAAACUUGUAUACAUAUCUCAAAUGCAUUAAAGAAUUUCAU
Molecule: messenger RNA, 4973 nt
Organism: Nycticebus coucang (slow loris)
Lineage: Eukaryota; Metazoa; Chordata; Mammalia; Primates; Lorisidae
Product: schlafen family member 13-like
Exons: 7
Coding region: 1175-3886 (903 amino acids)
Biological process (GO): defense response to virus
Molecular function (GO): tRNA binding
Source: RefSeq, a predicted model, not a curated record